Aspergillus glaucus CBS 516.65 is the source of this 1277-nucleotide messenger RNA. RefSeq lists its product as uncharacterized. The transcript has a single exon. The coding region runs from base 104 to 1177 and encodes 357 amino acids. The record is from RefSeq and is a predicted model, not a curated record. NCBI's taxonomy places the organism in Eukaryota, Fungi, Ascomycota, Eurotiomycetes, Eurotiales, Aspergillaceae.
GCCUGACCUCCAAAAUACUGUCCGACAGGUCUAUGUACAAGCGGGCGGCGUAUCGGAAUCAUCAGAUGACCGGCGUGGUUCCUUAUUGACCAGCGCCCGCAACAUGUUGCACCAGGAACUGCAGAGGCUGGAUAUAACAGACGAUAUCAAGCACAACUAUUCCAGAAAUAUUCUCAAUGGAGACCUCGACUCUGUUCUAGUGGUUCUUUUUGCGAGCACGGAGAGGAUUGAAAUACUGAGGGUAGCCUCCACCAAAUUGCGAUUGAAAGGCUUACUCGAUGUCUUUGACCCGGACGUGGCAGGUCUAUACUUCAAUCUCAAGCACCUAAAUCUCUCUUUCGUUUCCGAGGGCCCGGAACUGGAAUUCUUUGAAAUUGGAGACAUAAUGCACCUGUUCUUCCUCCCAUUCCUGGAACACCUGGGUGUAACACACUGCAUCGGAGAACCUUCACACUUGUCUGGACUGGAACUCUCCUUGGGCAAAAUAAACCUCUCAUCCAUCUCACUGGUGGACAGUUGUAUGGACAAAGACACGCUUGAGAGCAUAUUGAACGCAAGUAGAUAUGUGAAGUCCUUCAAGUACACCGCAUGUCCGCUCCUUAAUGAAGAGCUAGAAUCUGUCCCAGUGAAUGGUGAUGAUAUCAUGCAAGCACUACAGUUCCAUAAGAACAACCUGGAGAUAUUACAUAUUGAGUUGGACGACAUAGACCUAGAAAUCGACGAUCAAAACCGCCAUACCAAGCUCGACCACUUUGCGUCAUUUUCCAACCUUCAACAUCUACACACCGAGCAGUCUUGUCUGUCGACUAGCCCCAAGCUUCCUGAAAGCCUAAAGGAGCUAAUACUUGAAAACUGUGACGAACCAAUCUUUGAAUUAGUAGUUUUCCUUGUCAAGGAACGCAAGACACGACUGAAGCGCCUUGGUGUUGUGUACAUUCAGCCGCUGUGGUCACCAUGCACUUCCGUGCUCGACAUAUUUCCCCAGUUCAACAAAAAAGAACUCUACGACAACGAGGUUUAUCGAGAGAGAUUCAAAGAUAGCGUCGAGGAGUUGGUGUCAAUUGCUCUUGAUGGUGUUGGCCUCCUGCUUUUUAUCGCAUGUGAGUGCUAUCAAGAGUGCGUGAGGAUGCUGAAUAGGGAAAUGGGACUGUUUAGGGAAGAUGAGGAAUCCUCGUAGGAUGGAUGUUGAUGUACAGUGAAUUAUUUGAAGAUAGAAGGCGGCUAAUGUAUGUGUCUAUUAAUGUAACCCCAUAUGCUUAUCAAUCAAUACAGACCGC